GUGUCUCCAGUCCUCCAUGGAGCAGCGGCUGCAGACUGUUGGCGAACUUUUUUUCCCUUCUUUAAUUAAGUUGAUCAUAACUGUAACUCAGCUGGGAUUUGCUGUCCGGGCAGACAGGCCACUGUAAUUCAUGUAGCUGGACUUUAAGGGGGUUUGCACUCUGCGGCUUUAAUCUCGUGCUGCUGUUAACGUGGAGCCACGAACCUGUUCAGCUCUCCGGAUCCGCACCGGUCACGCCAGCGCCCGUUUCUCGCUGUUUUACGCUGAUUCCGGUGGUGACAAAGUUUAUCACGCAGCUGAAGACACUUUAAGGGGGUUUUAUCGAAGCUUUAAAUUCGUUGGAUUUUCAGCCAUUACGCGCCGGAUAUGUGGUGGAUGCUGUUUCCCCGAUGGAUUUGGUUUCUUCUGGGACAGUGUUACUUCACUUUACUCCUCUACAUGGAAAGCUGCCGGGUGAGAGCCAUGCCGAUGCCCAUGUCCGUGGCAAAAGUGGUUUAUUCCCACGCGGGUCUGUGCCCGAAUGACCUGAACCCCAACCUGUGGGUGGAUGCUAUGAGCACCUGCAUGCGCGAGUGCGAAUCUGACCAGGACUGUGAAACAUUUGAGAAGUGCUGCCCUAAUGUAUGUGGUAACAAGAGCUGUGUGGCAGCGCGCUAUAUAGACAUCAAGGGCAACAAGGGCCCUAUCGGAAUGCCAAAGGGUGCCACGUGCGACAAGUUCAUGUGCUCUCAGCAAGGGUCUGAGUGCGACAUCUGGGAUGGCCAGCCUGUUUGUAAGUGCCGGGACCGCUGCGAGAGAGAACCCCACUUCACAUGCGCAUCUGAUGGCAUGACUUAUUAUAACAAGUGCUACAUGGAUGCUGAGGCCUGCUCCAAGGGUAUCUCUAUAUCUGAGGUCACCUGCAGGUACCACCUGACCUGGCCCAACACCAGUCCAAUCCCUGCAGAGACCACCCUACGUCCCACCACUGCCCUCCAGACCACCAUCCCAACCGACAUCCAGCUCCCUGCCAUUCACAGCGGACCCACCCAGCAGGCGGUAUUCGUGAGUGAGACGGCCAGCUUCCUGUGUGAGGUGUCUGGGAAGCCACAUCCGGAAAUCACCUGGGAGAAACAGCUGAAAGGCAAAGAGAACACCAUCAUGAGACCCAAUCACGUCCGAGGGAAUGUGGUGGUCACCAACAUCGGUCAGCUGGUCAUAUACAACGCACAGCUUCAGGAUGCCGGCAUCUACACGUGCACCGCCAAGAAUGUCGGGGGAAGUGUGUCGGCACACUUUCCUUUGGUGGUGAUCAACAAAGAAUCCAAGGGUAAAAAUGCAGAAGGGAACAGCACCAACCUGCCUUUUCCAGCUGCAGAGUGCCUCAAGGGUCCCGACACUGAUGACUGUGGAGAGGAGAGCAUGAGCUGGUACUAUGAGCCAAAGAGGAACAAUUGCUUCACCUUCACCUACAGUCAGUGCAACAAAAACCAAAACCACUUUGACACCUACGAAGCCUGCAUGCUGUCCUGUGGAGCAGAGAUGGCGGCUCCCUGCAGCUUACCAAGUCUCCAAGGGCCCUGCAAGGCCUACGAGCCUCGCUGGGCGUACAGCAGCACUCUGAAGAAGUGCCAGUCCUUCGUGUACGGAGGCUGCGGCGGCAAUGAGAACAACUUUGAGUCUAAAGAGGCCUGCGAAGAGAUGUGUCCCUUUCCGAAGAACCACAACUGCAAGGUGUGCAAGCCUCGAGGCAAGAUGGUCGUCAGCUUCUGCAAGAGUGACUUCGUGAUCCUCGGGCGAGUGAUGGAGCUGACCGAGGAGCAGGAGUCCGGCCACGCUCUGGUGACAGUGGAGGAGAUCUUGAAGGACGAGAAGAUGGGUCUCCGGUUCUUCGGCAAGGAACCUUUGGAGGUGACUCUUCUGAACAUGGACUGGAACUGCCCCUGCCCCAACAUCACCACAGCCGACGGGCAGCUCAUCAUCAUGGGGGACGUCCACAACGGGAUGGCCGUCCUGCAGCCCGACAGCUUUGUGGGCUCCUCCAGCACUCGAAGGAUCAGGAAGCUGCGCGAGAUUGUCCACAAGAAAACCUGCGACUUCCUUAAAGAUUUCUCGGCCGUCCAGUAGAACCUUGCACAUGCUCGGUGCGUCAUGUUCAGAUAAUUUCAGUGACCUCAACAGUCAGACUGACUGCCAGCUAACACAAAGCUAGUAACUUAUCUGUAAUGUUGGAGGUUUUAGUGACCAACCUCGUUUUCCAUAUCACUCAGAAGAUCUCAGAAAAAUCUCGUUUCACCAACUGAUCAUUUUGUUGUUUUUAUUCAUGAUUUCCUCGAAGCUGUUGCCCCUUUUUCAAGUAGAAACACGCUCAGACAGUUUUUAAAUAAACAGUCUGGGAAAGAGAAGCAUUUACUCUGUACAAAGUAUUUAAUUCCCCUCUAAAUACACUAAUAUCCUUCAUAGCUGUAUGUUCUAACAUGAUUCGUAUAUUUGCUUUAUGUAUUCAUGGGUAUCUCACAGUUGACAUUGUAUAACAUCUGUAAUGCGAUGUGAAGCCUCAGUUUAUCUACCAGAAUCAAAUAAGCUCUUUGGGUUCCUCUUUUUUUUGUUUUGUUUUUGUGGAAUCCUUUUUGAUAAGUUUCAUUUACAACAUGUAUGUGGACUUGUGUACUUCAUAUUUAUUUUUCUUGAUCUCUUUCUUAUAGAUCAGUGGAUAUACAGUAGAAACAAUAGACAGAAUGUACCUCUGUGGAUCUAAUUACAUAUUUUGUAUUUUAUCUGCGAUAGCUUAUAUUCAUUAAAGUUUUAUGGAAUAUGAUGGUAAAUGAAUAAAGAUGAUUUUGAAGAUA
Messenger RNA from Amphiprion ocellaris (clown anemonefish), 2828 nucleotides. It is a transcript of the gene wfikkn2a, whose product is annotated as info WAP, follistatin/kazal, immunoglobulin, kunitz and netrin domain containing 2a. The transcript has 3 exons. NCBI's taxonomy places the organism in Eukaryota, Metazoa, Chordata, Actinopteri, Pomacentridae. Gene Ontology annotation, molecular function: serine-type endopeptidase inhibitor activity; protein binding. The record is from RefSeq and is a predicted model, not a curated record. Gene Ontology annotation, cellular component: extracellular region. Bases 367 to 2106 code for a protein of 579 amino acids.